CGAAUUGCUUUAUCAUGGAUGAUUCAAAAGGAGACUUCCGGCAUGAACUGUUUGGGAGGAAUUCUUGCAGAUGAUCAGGGAUUAGGAAAGACAGUAUCAACAAUUGCUCUCAUACUUAAGGAAAGACGUCCAUCUUUUAAAGCAGAUCAGCAAGUUGUUAAAAAAGAAGAGUUUGAAACUUUAGAUUUGGAUGAUGACGAUGAUGAGGUUAUUGAGGUUGGCGGAAUGACAAAAAAUGCUGAAAAUUGUCAACAUAUGUCAAAUCAAAGUUCAAAAACGAGCCCCGAUAAUGUUGGGCAGUCUAUGGGAAGGCCUGCUGCGGGAACUCUUGUUGUUUGUCCCACAAGUGUCUUACGGCAGUGGGCUGAGGAGUUGCAUAAGAAGGUAACCCAUAAAGCUAAUCUCUCUGUCCUGGUAUACCAUGGAAGUAAUCGAACAAAGGAUCCUUGUGAGCUAGCAAAGUACGAUGUUGUUCUAACAACAUAUUCAAUUGUUAGCAUGGAGGUCCCAAAGCUGCCUGUUGUUGAUGAAGGUGAUGAUGAGAAAGGAAAAGGAGAAGGCGAUAAUGUUGCAUCCUUGGGGCUUUCAUCUGGUAAGAAAAGAAAAUAUCCGCCCAGUUCUGGCAAAAAGGGUUCUAGGAAUAAGAAACAAAUGGAUGCUGCAUUACUUGAGUCUGUUGCUCGACCUCUUGCAAAGGUGGGAUGGUUUAGGGUUGUCCUGGAUGAGGCCCAGAGCAUCAAGAAUCACAGAACUCAAGUAGCUAGGGCCUGUUGGAAUCUUCGUGCAAAGCGAAGGUGGUGCUUGUCUGGCACUCCUAUCCAGAAUGCAAUAGAUGAUCUUUAUAGCUACUUCAGAUUCCUCAGAUACAAUCCUUAUGAGGUCUACACUUCAUUCUGCUCUACAUUAAAGAUUCCAAUUCAAAGGAAUCCUACAAAGGGGUACAAAAAGUUGCAAGCUGUUCUGAAAACAGUAAUGCUUCGUCGCACCAAAGCAACACAAAUUGAUGGCGAACCAAUUAUUACCUUACCGCCCAAAGUAGUGCAACUGAAAAAAGUGGAUUUCUCAGAUGAAGAGCGUGAUUUCUACACAAGAUUAGAGGCUGAUUCGCGUGCUCAGUUCAAUGAAUAUGCAGCUGCUGGAACUGUCAAACAAAAUUAUGUCAACAUCUUGUUAAUGCUGUUGCGUCUGCGUCAAGCUUGUGAUCAUCCUCUUCUUGUUAGGGGCUAUGAUACAAGUUACCUGGGGAGAUCCUCAAUUGAGAUGGCUAAAAAACUUCCCAGGGACAAACAAAAAUGCCUUUUGAAUUGCCUAGAAGCAUCUUUGGCAAUCUGUGGCAUCUGCAAUGAUCCACCAGAAGAUGCCGUUGUUUCGAUCUGUGGUCAUGUUUUCUGCAACCAAUGCAUAUGUGAACAUCUUACUGGUGAUGACAACCUAUGCCCCACCUCAAAAUGCAAAGUUCGAUUGAAUAGUUCUUCAGUGUUUUCCAAAUCCACAUUAAACAGUUCUCUCUCUGACCAGCCUGCUGUAGAUGGGUUUGGCUCUGAAAUUGUUGAUGCAGUUAACCCUUACUCUGAGAUUCCACCAUAUGAUUCUUCAAAAAUCAGAGCCGCUCUUGAAGUCCUGCAGUCACUGACUAAACCACAGGAUUGCUCAUCCACAAAUGGUUCCUUAGAUAAAUUUUCUGAUGGAGCUGCUACUUCUCCUGAAAACUUGUGUAGUUCUGGGAUUUCAGUAGAUGAUAAUACUGAUGAAGGAUUUUUAUCUCUGGACAAAAAUGUUCAGGAUUCAGUUAAGCAGGUCGGCGAGAAAGCCAUAGUAUUUUCCCAGUGGACAAGGAUGUUAGAUUUGCUUGAAGCUUGUCUUAAAAAUUCUUCUAUUCAGUACAGAAGACUUGAUGGAACAAUGUCAGUUGUUGCCAGAGAUAAAGCAGUGAAGGAUUUCAAUACACUCCCAGAGGUAUCAGUUAUGAUUAUGUCUUUGAAAGCUGCUAGUCUAGGACUAAACAUGGUUGCAGCUUGCCGUGUGCUGCUUCUGGACCUCUGGUGGAAUCCCACUACUGAAGACCAGGCAAUUGAUAGAGCACAUCGAAUAGGACAGACACGCCCUGUUACUGUUUUGCGUUUAACAGUGAAAGAUACCGUUGAAGAUCGUAUUUUAGCUCUACAGCAAAAAAAGAGGGAGAUGGUUGCAUCUGCAUUUGGAGAGGAUGAAACUGGUGGUCGUCAGACUCGCUUAACAGUAGACGACUUAAAGUACCUUUUUAUGGUGUGAAGAUGGAGAUAAUAAUAUUUAGAAGACAUUUUUUUGCCGGACUCAGAUACAUCAUCUAUAGGUCCCAGCCAGCAAAGAUAUAUAGGUAGAUAUUCUUAGCUGCUUGCUGCUGCAGCUCUAUCAUUAAAUUGAACCAUAGCCUGACUAGUUUCAACAUUCAUACCUCAGAAGUUUUUUUUCCUGACGAGAAAAUACAUGCAUAGGUGUUAUUUGAAGAUGAUCCAUUUUUUAUCCAUUUUUUGGCAGCUCUAACAAUUGAUCUCCUCGUUUGUCUCCAUAGUUGAAAUAGAGUCUUACAGCUAGUAUAGAUAGAGUUUGAUAGGUACAUAUGUAACUUUUCUUUUUACAAAAUUUUCCCCAAGUGUAAAUGAAAGGGGUAUUUCCUUUUGAUUAAAUUGUUAUAUUGUUUCUCGUUGUACAGGGAUUAUGAUUUCCAUAUGUUUUUGACUGUAGUGGUCAAAAGACCAAAUAUUGUGCUGAUGAAAGUAUUUUUCUCUAUUUAUUUUUGGUUUUUCGAUU
This is a messenger RNA of Jatropha curcas, 2790 nucleotides long. Lineage: Eukaryota; Viridiplantae; Streptophyta; Magnoliopsida; Malpighiales; Euphorbiaceae. The record is from RefSeq and is a predicted model, not a curated record.